AUGAUAAGAAUUGAGAGGUUCUCCCCAAGGAGUGAGGGGUCUGAGCUCGACAUUGGGCUCCUCAGCCUGGGGAUCCUGCACUGGGAUGGCGAGCCCCCAGAAUUUCUGGCUUUGAAGGCCAGUGGGGCUUAUACAGAAGGCAAUGUAAUUUUAAUUGUAAUUGAGGACACCGAAGAAAUAACUGCCUUGAAGAAGAAGAAGAAGGAGAAGCAGAAGCGGGAAAAAAAGGAAAAUUUAGAAAAAAGAAUAAAAGCAGCCAAGAAGAUCCAGGCCUGGUGGCGUGGCACCCUGGUACGCCGGACUUUGUUGCAUGCAGCCCUCAGGGCCUGGAUCAUUCAGUGCUGGUGGAGACUGACCCUCCAAAGGCUGCUGCAGAAGAAGCGGAGGGAAGCCCUGAUCUCCUACGCACACACAGAGAGGGCACUGGUCAAGCUCCAGUCAUUGGUCCGUAUGUGGCGAGUCCACUGGCGAUACUGCCAGGUGCUCAACGCCAUCUACAUCAUCCAGUGCCACUGGCAAUGCCACAACUGCCAGACCUGUGCCCUCCUCCGAGGCCACUGUGUAGUCACAGCCACUCACCUGCAGUUUCACAUUGAGAUCAUUAACCCCUAAGGGAUGGCAUGGAGGGGCACUAUGUUUCCUGUCCCCAGUAAAGGUCUAACCGGAUCAGGUAUGUCUCAUGAUCUCCCCUCAGUGAAUGGAAAUUUUGGGACUGAAGUCAUCCUGCUUCAUCUUCUCCCUGGGAAAGAACUUCAGUGAGGUUUUCCCCUUGUGUCUAUGUACCCCGUUCUGGACUGACAAUGCCACAUGCUAUUAAGUUGUCAAAACAGAAAUUGAGAUCCUAGUCUACCCUGAUAUAUAACAGAGCCAGAAGUCCCAGUUCCCAUCCCCAACCCCAUUCCUUUCUCCUCACUGGGGAUCUGAGAGACAGGUGAGCUGCAUCUUCCUGAAGACUCUGGGUACCUCUGCACAUGAGAACGAGCUCAGGCACUUCUCUGUCUGCCUGUGGCUAGGGAUUGGCUGGGGCCUCAGAUGCCUCAGACAAGGUAUCUUUGGCAAUUACCUCAUGUAAAGGCCAACAUGUGGCUGACUCUCCUGGGAGCAGUGCAGUGCAGCCCCAGGUGAAAGACAGGGGCUGGCCUUAGUGAUAGUGUAACUGAGAUGUUGGUGAGCAGGUGAUGACUCUGGGGACAUGGCACUUCAACUCCAUCUUCACAAGUCUUUUACUAGAACUCCUCUCCCUGAGGGCUGUGCAACAAACAGGCUCCCUCCAACAUUACCCCACCCCUACUCUUGUCUCCAUUCUCACACCCAUGGUUGUACUAAGCAGUGCUGCUUUACGGAAAUUUCUGUGAUGAUGGAAAUGUUCUGCAUCAGUGCCAUCCAGUGUGAUAGCCACUAGCCGCACAUGGUUGUAGAGCACUUGAAAUGCGCCUGCUGCAACUAAAGAAUUGAAUUUUAGGAGUUCCUGCUGUAGAUCCCUGUUGUGGCUCAGAUUCAGCGCCUGGGCUGGAAACUUUCAUGUGCUGUAGGUGCAGCUAUUAAAUUUUUUUUGAAUUUUUAAAUUUAUUUAAUUUAAAUUAAUUUAGGUUUAAAUAGCCACAUAUGGCUAGUGGCUAUUCCAUUGAAUAGUGUGGCUCUAGACCGCACCAUUACCAGUAAUUGUACUAUUGCCCGAUUUGCUUUUUCUAGAGUUCCAUUCUCUUUUUACUUUACUCUCGCCUUCCAGUUCACCUUUCAAAUAUCCCUAAUAGAAUAUUUCUUUAAUGUGAUAAGGUCUUCCAAUCUUUUGACCCUACCAACUUUUUACAGCCGUCAUCCAUGACAAGCCCCUAUAUCUUUCCUUACCUGGUUCAGAUUCUAUACUUAAUUAUUGUAAUCUCUCCCCUGCAUAACUGGACUUCCUUUGGCUCUCUCUCUGCAAAUGUGUUUGGGAUGAACUCUAUCAUCUGCUGCUCUGUGCCUGCAGAAGAGUGAGCAUAGCUAGAGAAAAACAACCACGAUGCAUGGUCUCAGUUCCUAUUCAUGACUGCAGAUCUCCACUGGACAAGUUUCCCAAUAAAUUUCUCUAGUGUGUUUGCAUUUCUUUUUUCUUUUUUGGUUCCCCGUGGCAUAUGGUGUUCCCGGGCCAGCGACUGAACCUGCAUCCUGGUACUGCAGAGAUGCUGCCAAUCCUGUUGCACCAUAGCAGGAACUCCUGCAUUUCUUUUUCCUGAGUUGAAUAAUUCAUACCAUCCCUUCUCCCAAUGUCCAAUAACACUUCUUUUGACCUAAAUAAUGUUGAUGUAUAUCACCAUUAACUGAAGAAAUGGGAGCCGACUGGAUCUCUGUCUCCCUACCACCCUAUUCUCCAUCCCAUCUCCACCUGGACCACACUGGUUACCUUCCCUCCAGCUGAAAUUAAUGAAGUCUUUGAUCUGAUCAAAGGAUAAUGCCCCCUCCACUAUCCUGCUGCCAUCUCAAGGUAUUUGAUCCUGCAUCUUUAACCCCACUAUCCAAAUUAUCAUUUUUUUUCAGUGUAAAUGUAACUUUUUUAGGCUUUUAAAAUUUUUUUGUUUUUUAAAUUAUAGUUGAUUUACAAUGUUGGACCAAUUUCUAUACAUCAAAGUGACCCAGUCAUACAUACAUAGACAUUUUUUCUUCGUAUC
Messenger RNA from Sus scrofa (pig), 2648 nucleotides. The record is from RefSeq and is a predicted model, not a curated record. NCBI's taxonomy places the organism in Eukaryota, Metazoa, Chordata, Mammalia, Artiodactyla, Suidae.